UAUGUAUACGCAUAUAUAAAUCCGUGAGUUACGGUCUCCGUGUUUUAUUUGUUGUAUCAUUUAUACAAGAGAUUGUACAACUAAUUUUCGGAGAUCUCAAAGUUUUCGAAAUGAAUAAGAUUUUACUGUUUUUAUUAUCGUGUCAAUUGUUGCAGCAAAUGUGUGCACAAAUAAUUUUUGAGACUGCUCCAAAGGCAGCUCCAACAGUUGCUAUUGUGAAUAAUGGGCAAUGUUUGUGCUAUUCUGGAACUAGUUGUCCUUCGGGUGGCGGCAUUGACAUUAGGAUCGUAAAUACGGGAACAACUUGCCCCUCCGGACAAGUAUAUUGUUGCGCAGUGCCUAUAAACGAUGGUUGUGGUAUUCAAAAAAUACCAUCUACUCCACAUCCUCCAGGACAAGCUGCUUACGGCGCAUAUCCUUGGCAAGUGGCCAUUUUAACCAACGGUAAUGUUUACCUCGGAGGUGGAGUACUUGUUAGUCCAAUGUAUGUCCUUACCGCCGCUCAUAAAGUAGCGGGUUACGUAAACGGUGGGAUUAAAGCGAAAUUGGGCGUAUGGAAUACUCAAGCUACUAACGAGUCUACUGUAGACAUUUCCAUUUCAAAAGUUACUCUGCAUCCUCAAUAUAAUUCUCAGUUGCCAAAUAAUUUGCAAAAUCAGAACGAUAUAGCGGUGCUUAAGCUGAGCUCAGCCGCUCCAAUUGCAACUAGUCCUAACAUUAAUACAGCAUGCUUGACGUCUACACCGAUUGAACAAAAGAUUGGAACAAGAUGUUGGGUAACUGGCUGGGGAAAGAACGCUUUUGGACCUAACGGGAUGUAUCAAAAUAUUUUAAAAGAGGUAGAUGUACCUGUGUUGAGUCAUGAUGCUUGUCAAACGGCCCUUCGUAAGACGAGACUCAGCGAAUUCUUCGUUCUAGACAGCAAUUCCAUGUGCGCUGGAGGAGAAGCGGGCAAAGACGCAUGCACUGGCGAUGGAGGUUCACCGCUGGUAUGUUUAAAUAACGGACGUUUUGAAGUUAUUGGGCUGGUAAUAUGGGGUAUAGGCUGUGCAGCUGCAGGAGUACCUGGUGUAUACACUAAUGUAUAUAACUUUCGUUCUUGGAUCAUGCAACAAAUGACAUAGAUUGCAUAAAAAUGUAUAUUAUUAUAUAUUA
This is a messenger RNA of Camponotus floridanus (Florida carpenter ant), 1155 nucleotides long. Its product is annotated as phenoloxidase-activating factor 2. Gene Ontology annotation, molecular function: serine-type endopeptidase activity. The coding region runs from base 111 to 1124 and encodes 337 amino acids. The transcript has 6 exons. Gene Ontology annotation, biological process: proteolysis. The record is from RefSeq and is a predicted model, not a curated record. Lineage: Eukaryota; Metazoa; Arthropoda; Insecta; Hymenoptera; Formicidae.